AUACGCUCUUCUUGUUCCUCUUUCGGCGGCAACUUUUCUUUCUCGUCUCUUCAAGUUACUUCACCUUAUGCGAUCUGAUACGCAAAGUGGCUUGUAACUAAUGAAAACCAUCAUGCCAUCAUCUGCUUUGAGGCGAUCCAUAUCAACUUUGUCUCACCUCUGCGAGCCAAUCAAGCAAACAGAGAAUGAGAUAGUGCAAAUGUUCCAGUUGCCUAGUCCAAAGAAGGAAGCUCAGGACUUGGCUGUUAAGAGGAAGAAUCCCUCUGUACGGACAUUGGAUGAGAGGUUUAUAAGAAUUUUGAAAAUAUUUAAGUGGGGUUCUGAUGCUGAGAAGGCAUUGGAAGUGCUCAAGUUGAAGGUGGACCAACGGUUGGUUCGUGAGGUUUUGAUGAUAGAUGUAGAGAUCAAUGUUAAAAUCCAGUUCUUCAAGUGGGCAGGGAGAAGAAGACACUUUGAACAUGACUCUACCACCUACAUGACUUUAAUUCACUGUUUGGAUGAAGCAGGACUUGUUGGUGAAAUGUGGAAGACUAUCCAAGAGAUGCUUCGGAGUACAUGUGCUAUUGGUCCGGCUGAAAUGUCUGAAAUUGUGAGAAUAUUGGGCAAAGCUAAGAUGGUGAACAAGGCACUCUCCAUUUUUUAUCAGAUCAAAUGUCGCAAGUGCAAGCCAACGGCAAGCACUUACAAUACUAUAAUCUUGAUGUUGAUGCAAGAAGGGCACCAUGAGAAAGUUCAUGAGCUCUAUAAUGAGAUGUGCAAUGAGGGUAACUGUUUACCAGACACAGUGACCUACAGUGCACUUAUAUCCACUUUCAGUAAGUUGGGUCGUCAUGAUUCUGCCAUUAGGUUGUUUGAAGAGAUGAAGGAGAAUGGAUUACAGCCUACGUCAAAGAUUUAUACAACCCUAAUUAAAAUCUAUUUUAAGUUAGGUGAGACGGGGAAAGCUUUCGGUCUAGUUCAGGAGAUGAAAGGAAAGGGCUGUAAGCUAACUGUUUUCACUUACACCGAGUUGAUAAAGGGGCUUGGAAAGGCUGGGAGGGUUCAAGACGCCUAUGGUAUAUUCAUGAAUAUGUUAAAGGAAGGUGGUAAGCCUGAUGUUGUGCUUAUUAACAAUAUGAUUAACAUCUUGGGCAAAGCAGGUCAAUUGGAAGAUGCUUUUAAGCUUUUCAAUAAAAUGAAGUCUUGGCAGUGUAUACCAAAUGUUGUAACAUAUAACACUGUAAUUAAAGCUUUAUUUGAUUCCAAAGCCCCAUGUUCUGUGGCAUCUUUAUGGUUUGAGAAGAUGAAGGCAGAUGGUCUUGUUCCCAGCUCAUUUACUUAUUCAAUUCUUAUUGAUGGUUUCUGCAAGACAAACAAAGUUGAGAAAGCUUUGGUACUCCUGGAAGAGAUGGAUGAAAAGGGUUUUCCUCCUUGUCCGGCUGCAUAUUGUAGCCUGAUCAACAGUCUUGGAAAGGCAAAACGAUAUGAAGCUGCCAAUGAGUUAUUUCAGGAAUUGAAAGAGAAUUGUGGGUGUUCAAGUGCUCGGGUGUAUGCAGUGAUGAUAAAACAUUUUGGAAAGUGCGGCCGUUUGAGUGAUGCUGUAGAUCUUUUCAAUGAGAUGAAGAAACUGGGAUGCAAUCCUGAUGUUUAUGCUUAUAAUGCUCUCAUGUCAGGGAUGGUAAGGGCUGGCAUGAUAAAUGAAGCUCAUUCCUUGCUCAGAACCAUGGAAGAAAACGGUUGUGUUCCAGACUUGAAUUCUCAUAAUAUCAUUCUAAAUGGCUUAGCUAGGACAGGUGGCCCAAGGCGGGCAAUGGCAAUGUUUGUGAAGAUGAAGAAUUCAAAUAUUAAACCUGAUGCAGUAUCUUACAAUACUAUCCUUGGCUGUCUCAGCCGAGCUGGUUUGCUUGAAGAGGCUGCAAAGUUAAUGAAAGAGAUGAAAGCAAGAGGUUUUGAAUAUGAUCUCAUCACUUACUCAUCAAUACUUGAGGCAGUUGGCAAGAUUGAUGAAGAUCGUAGUCUAACCACUUAUUGAUGGAGUCCUGAUGUAAGGUAAGACAAAGGCAUCUUUCAUAUUUAUAGAUGAUUCUACCCUUGGCUAACUGCCAUAGCAAGGUACACCAACUUUUCCUUUUUUGUAAUAUCUUCUUUUAAACUAAUUAUUGCUCUCUAAGUCUAGCUAAGUGACAAAUAUUACAAAUUUGUUACUGCACUGGACAAGGAAGCUUUACUGCUAUGCUUCUGGCAGUUGAAUAUCAGCCUCAUGAAGAUGGGAUGAUGAAAUGAAGGUGCUUAUGUUGCCAAGCUUGUCAGGCUUGAGAAGGGAGCUCAUUUUCUUCUGAAUGUUAGAUCACAUCUUUUGGAGACAAAGCUGUAUGACUAGAAAUUGCAGAGCUGAGAGGUGUCUAACUUUUGUAGCAAGGUGAGGUGAUCUUUUCAGAAAUCUUUACAGUACACUGAGAAAUCUGCCAUUUCAGCUUGCUCAUCCAAUUAACAGCUGUGUGGAGGGAACCAUAUCAAAUGAUCCCAUAUUUGAUCAUAUCGUACUGGCUGAAAAGCAGAAAAUAAUGGUCUUUUUGGGUCUCUUUCUUUCAGUGUCUGUAUCUUUUUGUCUCCUGGUCCCUCCUUAUUGCUGGAAAAUAAACCUGUUAACUCCCUGUUGAUCUUAAAUGGGUGUAUGGAAGCUGGGGCCUGGAGGGGAGAGGAAAAAUAGCAGCAGGAUUGCUCCCACCAUACUAACUCCAGUUCUCUUGCAAACUUAUGUGAGACGGCUGAAGCACUUGAUAGUGGAUGCAGAAAAACAUGGGAUACAUUUGUUAAAAAGCAUAUACAUUAUGCAGAGAAUAGAACUGUAAAAGUAGGAGUAAAGGAGAUAAAAGGAGAAAAUUAGAAAUUAUUUUAUUAUUUGAAAGAGAGAAUAUUGAGGAUUCAAAGUUUACAAAUUUUGUUUGAUUAUAUUUAUAUACCAGUUUUAACGACCUGAAAUGGAUACCCUUCUUUAUACAUUGUUAGCAGAGCUGAAUGCAAGAAAUGGGUCCUAAUGUUUCAGGCCCUGCUUCAGCUUCUUGGCAAGUGUAACUAGUUUUGUUGGAUAUGAACAUAAGGACACAAGUAAAGGCUGG
Molecule: messenger RNA, 3098 nt
Organism: Theobroma umbraticum
Lineage: Eukaryota; Viridiplantae; Streptophyta; Magnoliopsida; Malvales; Malvaceae
Product: Pentatricopeptide repeat (PPR-like) superfamily protein
Molecular function (GO): protein binding; mRNA binding
Source: RefSeq, a predicted model, not a curated record